Molecule: messenger RNA, 1023 nt
Organism: Diuraphis noxia (Russian wheat aphid)
Lineage: Eukaryota; Metazoa; Arthropoda; Insecta; Hemiptera; Aphididae
Cellular component (GO): cytoplasm
Molecular function (GO): protein binding
Source: RefSeq, a predicted model, not a curated record
AUGGACAAACUUAAUGCACAAUGUUCUAAACUAGUGCUUUGUGUAACUUUGGAACAAGGUACUAAUCCGGAAUGGAUUAACAGUUUGACAAAACUGACUCACAUCUACGUGGACAACAACAAACUGUCGACAUUUCCUGCGGAACUGUGCGAAUUAAAGGGGCUGGAAGUGCUGUGCGCACCGGGCAACUCUAUAUCGGACAUACCUUCCGCACUGACGGCGCUCAAGCGACUGACGCAGCUAAACUUGUCACGCAACCGAAUAAGAAACGUCCCUGGCGAUGUUUUGAACAUGCCAUCUCUGUGGCUAUUGGACUUGUCUCACAAUGAAAUCGAAACUCUGCCAGAAGUCUACCCAGACAAAUUGUAUUACGGUGAAAUAUUAUUGAAUGGAAACAAGCUGAUCUCCGUUCCGGACAAUCUCAGUCGUCUGAAGAACAUAGAAUACCUAUCGUUGUCCCACAACAAGCUCCUAUACGCGCCUGCGGUAACUUUCAGGACGGAAGCCAAUAUCAACAUGGACCAUAAUCCUUUUUUGAAUUACUUGCCGACCACUAUUAAGGCAGUACAUUGCGGCACACACCAAUUUCUGGGAGUACACAUGUUGCCAAAUAUAACACUUACGUGCAACGGUCGGACUCUGAUUAUAUCGCCUAAAAUCAAAGAAGUGUUCAGUGUCCAAGGAAAUGCACACUGUCCUACUUUGAAAGAAUUUUCCCUCAGGGCACUCUAUGUUUGGAAGACACCAUUUUCCAACGAUUGUAUCCCAAAACAUUUGUGCGAACAAUUGUUGUCCGGUCCAACUGCUUCCUGUAUGCAAUGCUCGAGACCGAUGUUCACAUUCAGCUAUAUUUGUUUAUUACAAUAUGAUUUCUUUUUCAGAUCACACACUCAUUUCAAUGCUCAAUAUUUUUGUUCUAAAUCAUGUCAUGGAGCAUUUAAACAAUUAAUAACAAAUCGUUACCAAAUGGUCUUACAAGAAUUAGAUUACAAAAUUAAACCUUAUGGAUUUUUCCAAAGUUAA